AUGCAAAAUGUAGUCACCUUAUCAUGCCUGCUAGCUCUACUAACCCUUACUGUCACGUCGAAGAAGUUGCCAUUUAUGAUUCGACCCCAUUAUGGAGACAGUCGAUGUGAGAAAGACUUGACUCCAGGUGAUUGUAAUGUUCAACAUUGUAUCGAGUCUGGUCUUGGAGAGGCUUGUGAAUCUCGCUACGUUAGAUUCAUGAGGUCAGAUGGGAAGGAUUACUCCAGGAAGACUUGUCGAUGUCUGACGGUAAGGGAUUUAAUGAUUUAUGAACAUGUGAAGGUUGGAAAAGUUUUGUCCUUAAUGUAUGGGUAUUUGCACGUUCAAAAACGACAAGACUUUUUUACAUUGCCUUACCCUAGCCCACUCUAGCUCUACUUUAUUUCUACCCUAGUCCUACUCCAGCCAUAUCUUAUUAGAAAAAGCAUAAUUUUUUUUAUUGUACCGUUACUAUCAAGUUGUACCAUUCCAGGAGCCCCUAUGCGCCAUAAUGCCAUCGAAUAAACAAGGCUGUGUAACCUAUUCUCAAUUGAACCACCAAGCUCAACGAGUGAUAAGAAAAUGGACGAUGAGUGAAAGUGACAGAGAAUCCAUUACUUUGCACCGUGCACAGUAUCAUGAUGAAUAUAAGUUACAGAAACCCUUAAGGUUACGCUUCAAACAUUCAAACUUGACUAGAGUAAGUUUAUUUUAAAUAUGGGACCGGUUAGAGUAUUGAUUUUAAUUUGGGCGAGGUAAAAUUUUUUCAAAAAAAAUUUUUUUAAUUUAAAAAAUUUUAAGUCUUUAUGAUGACAUUUCUUUUUAGUAUACCGAGACAAAACGUCACAACGAGCUAAUAAAAGGCAAAACAAGGUUUUGUUGUCGGCUACAUCGACCCAUUUAUAAACGAGCUCAGCAUUUAACGUCGCGAGAACCGUAUCAGCCUUCUAGUGGAUAUUCUACUGCCAUUUCUUUACUACCAUUGAUCUCAAUUUUUUAUUUUGUUUAA
Bursaphelenchus okinawaensis is the source of this 988-nucleotide messenger RNA. Lineage: Eukaryota; Metazoa; Nematoda; Chromadorea; Rhabditida; Aphelenchoididae. The record is from the annotation of a GenBank genome assembly.